UGUCGCGAAACGUGUUUACGACAUCGCCGUGAACGGGGAGAGGGGGGUUGGCGGCGGGUCCGUCACCAUGUUCGGGGCGGCGGCGGCUGAGGAGGACGACGCGGAUUUCUUGUCCCCCGCCAGCGGUGCCAGAUUGGCCUCUCUCUUUGGUCUGGAUCAAACAGUCUCAAGCCAUGGAAAUGAAUUUUUCCAGUACACUGCACCAAAGCAGCCUAAGAAGGGUCAAACGGCAGCUGCAGGUCAGGCUGCCCAGAAGGCUCCUGUGGCCCCAGCAGCUUCAGGAGCACCAUCGGUGUUUGUGGCCACUGCAGUUCAUGCGUACCGAUAUACAAACGGGCAGUACCUGAAGCAAGGCAAGUAUGGAGCAGCUGUAGUGGGGAACCAUGCUACUAAAGAGUACAGGAUCCUCCUUUACGUCAGUCAGCAGCAACAGAUUGCAACUGCAAGGAUCCACCCAGGCUUCAUACUCACGGUUCAGCUCAACAAUUACAGUACGUUCUAUGAUGAUCAGAGACAAAACUGGUCCAUCAUGUUUGAGUCAGAAAAGGCAGCGAUGGAUUUCAGUAAGCAGGUAUGCAUUGCCAAAUGCAACAGCUCCCCAGUGCUCGAUUCGGUCCUCUGCCAGGAUCUGCUUCUUGGAGAAGGGCAGGGAGUAGAAGGAGGAGACUCUCUGGAGAUUGCUUAUACGGGUUGGCUGUUCCAGAACAACGGGCUUGGACAGGUGUUUGACUCAAAUAUUAACAAAGACAAGCUGUUGCGGCUGAGGCUGGGAUCUGGAAAGGUCAUCAAGGGCUGGGAAGAAGGAAUGAUGGGGAUGAAGAAAGGAGGACGAAGAUAUCUCAUCAUUCCUCCGGCAUGGGCCUACGGGGCUCAGGGAGUGGCUGGCCGUGUCCCUCCAGACUCUACUCUAGUUUUUGAGGUGGAAGUUAGGCGGGUGAAGUUGGUAAAGGAAUGCUCUGGUUCAGAUGGACAGAGUGUUAGUUCAAGGGAUUCUCCUGCACCUUCUCCGGUACCCAAUUCAGAUGGCUUCUCUGCGGACACUGGUUUAUUGCCUCCAUCUACCAUACCUCCAAAGCCUGGGGACCCAGCCGUUCGGGCCAAGUCAAACUCCAUCAGUGAACAGCUAGCAAAUCCAGAUGUAGCAAAGGCAAAGCUAAUUUCUCGGAUGGCUAAAAUGGGACAGCCCAUGCUGCCUUUCCUUGCCGGGACAGCAGGUAGUCAACUUGACUCCAGUGACUCGGAAAUAGAGGAUCCAAACACACUGAGAGGGACAGCGCAACCAGUGGCUUCAUCUUCCGUGAGACCAUCCCAGCCAGCUCAUGCAGUGCUGCCCACAGUGUCCACACAAGUACCUCAAGCAUCUGGUUCUGCACCCUCAGUAUCUUCUGCUGCUUUAAUACCUGCAACGAUCCAGCCCCAUUCAGCUCUUCCUGGAGGAGCACAGGGUUUUCAGGCAUACCCAGGAAUGGCAUUUGCUUACACCCAGACUGCUGCAUCUGCUUCUCAGCUCCAGCCUGUAGGCCAGAUGUAUCCCACACCUUACCAAGCACCCGGGGACGUUACUUCCUUUUUGAUGACAGAAGCUCGGCAGCAUAACACUGAAAUCCGAAUGGCCGUUAGCAAAGUAGUAGAUAAAAUGGAUCAUCUGGCUGCCAAGGUGGAGGAGUUGAAGAAACAAACCACUGGCAACAGCUCACUACUGCCGGGUAUCUCCUCUGUUACUAUGGAAGCCUCAAUGAUCAUGAGCAAUAUCCAGCGCAUAAUCCAGGAGAAUGAAAGGCUGAAGCAGGAGAUAUUUGAGAAGAGCAGUCGGAUUGAGGAGCAGAAUGAGAAGAUCAGCGAGUUGAUUGAGCGGAAUCAGAGAUGUGUCGAGCAAAGUAACUUGCUGAUGGAGCAGAGGAACCAUUCACUGCAAACAACAAAUGAAAACACACAGGCAAGAGUGUUGCAUGCAGAACAGGAGAAGGCCAAAGUGGCUGAGGAGUUGGCAGCUGCCACAGCACAGGUUUCCCAACUGCAGCUGGAGCUGACUGCCCACCAGAAGAAAGAAAUGGACCUGCGGAAACAGCUGUCUGCCACUUUGCAGGAGGCAGAGCGACAUGAGACGCAGCUCAACAAACUGCAAGCACAGUUAGCAGAGCUCCAAGAAGCUUCUGAGGACACUCAGACCAGAUUCAAAGCUGAGAAGCAGAGCCGCAAACAGCUGGACAUGAAGAUUACAGCACUGGAAGAAGAGCUAACGGACCUCAGAGUGGAAAAGGAGACUCUUGAAAGGAAUCUUGCAGAGAGGAAGAAGAAAUCCCUCUCAGAGAGAGCUCAAGCAGAGGAAGAGAUGGAAGAAAUACGCAGAUCGUAUCAGCAGGAACUGGACAAGCUUCGGCAGUUGCUGAAAAAGGCACGGACUUCGACUGACCAGGCAGCAGCAGAGCAGCUAUCGCUCAUCCAGGCAGAGCUGGAAUCCCAGUGGGAAGCCAAAUGUGAACGUACGCUGGCCUCGGCCAAGGAGCAGCAUGUUAGACAGUACCAGGAGGUGUGUGAGCAGAGAGAUUCCCUGCAGCAGCAGGUGUCCCAGCUGGAAGAGAAGCUUGCGGCUCUCAAGCACUUGAAAAAAGCAGAGGAGCACAAAUUAUCUGAGUUUCAGCAACGUUUGGAGCAACUAGAGCCUAUCAAAGAGAAGUAUUCAGCCUUGCAGUCUGAUACCAUGGUGCUGAAGGCUCGCUAUGAAGAACGCAUACGAGACCUGGAGAAGGACCAGGGCAGAUCUUCACCUGCAGACUUCACAGAAGAAGUAAAGAAGAUAAUGAAUGGUGUAUUUCAAUCUCUUCGGGGCGAAUUUGAGCUGGAAGAGACGUACAGUGGCAGGACAGUUCUGGGUGUUGUCAUGAACACUAUUAAGACUGUAACACUGCAGCUACUCAACAGGCAGCAGGAGAGAGCAGAGCAUGACAAUGAAAAGGAGGAAUCUGGAACAGGAGCAGCAAGACGGGAGGGAUCACUUGGAGCAGAGGGAGACCAUGAAGAACCUGUGCAGCAUAGCCCAGCACAGGGUGCUGCGUGCCCAGCUGGUCCUGGGGAAGCAACCACGGGCUCCACAGUGUCUGACCAGGAUGGCGAGUCUGUUCCUCUGUCUGCCAGGCCCAGAACUCCUGAGGAGGAGCAGGUGACACAGAACAGUGUGGUGUUGGAAGAUGAGAAGGUCCAGGAGGAGAAUCUGUCUUCUGGAGCUGAAUCCUGCCUGGAUAAAGGGCCUGUGCUUGCAGGACAGCCUGUUUCUGAGGUGGAUGAGGACUUUGUCCCAGCUGAGCAAAGGCAGGAGAGCAGUCCCAUUGGGAAAGCCAAGACUAAAUGCAGUCCCUCCAGAGUGUCUUUGCAAGCAGAAGUUGCAGAACCUUCUGUUCUAGAAGCCCAGCGAGAUGUGGCUGUGCUUCCAGAACAGCCAGCUGCGGAGCCGAAGGCAGAGGAGCCUGGAGGAGGUUUAGAGCCCCCUCCCUUAAAUGGGGAGGGAGGGAGCUGCACAGACCCAUCAGACGGACCUAGCUCCGAGAGGGACCCUGCUUCAGUGUCCAACAGAGCAGAGCUGGGCUCAGCUAGCAUCAGAGAAACCCCAGGACAGCAGGAAGUGGGCUCCAGCCCCGGGCAAAAAGAUUCCAGCCUCUUUGAGGAUGACAACUUCUUUGAAACACCAUCUCAUAAACCACUGAAGCCUCGAGUUCCCUCUGAAGAGGAGGAUGAAGAGGAAGUGAGCAUGAAGGGGCGUCCCCCUCCCGCUCCGCUCUUCGGUGAUGACGACGAUGAUGAUCUGGAUUGGCUGGGAUGAAGAGCUGGCUGGUGAGCCUGAGCCCUCUCCUCUGGGCAUGGCCUCUUCUGUGCACUGAGCACUUAAUGACCUCGUACGUGGGACGGUUGUGAACAACCAGGGACUUGCAGGCGCCUGCACGGCCGGCUGACGGGGCCUGAGAGCGGGCAGCUCUGCACUUGUGAGCACUCAGACCUGUCGCUCUGACCUGACAAACACAUGCAGCGGUUGGGGUGAGCUGAAGGAACCAGCUGGUCCUACUGCGCGUUUGUAUUGCUGUCCUACUCCUGUGAACUGUUGAUUUGUUAAUCGGAAACUUUAUGCAAAUAUGAACUUUGUGAAGUGCUUCAGAAGAACAAGUCUGGCAGGACCCUGCAGUAGGUAACUACUCUUUUAAAAAAAAACCAACCCAGACUAAAAUCUCUCCUCCUGCCCCAGUGAAGAUCUCCUUGGAAUAUUCCUUGUCCCAAGGGUGGCUCUACACCGUCUCAUCACCACGUAUUUGCAAUGAGUAGUGAGAGAGUUGGCCAAGAGACCCCAGGCUGGUGAUUCCUGUGAGCCCCCGGCCCUGCGCGGGCGGCUUGGGGAAGGCCCGGGGGCUGUGCCCAGGCGGUUCAGGCCGGCAGGGGCUGAGCUGCGGCCCCCGUGGUGCUCACUGACCCCCCACCCACGGGGCUGCAGCACCGGGGUACCCGCAGCCAGGGCUCUGCUAGACCAGUGCUCCAAGCACAGCUGGAGCAUCAAGUAACCACUGUUGUAUGAAGCCAGCUCCCCAGCUCUGCGUUACCGAGAGCCCUGAGGCUCACAGAGACCUGACAAAACUGAUCCACUGUGCAGCCCCUUCCUCUCCUCGCUGUUUGCGUCCAGAGGUGAGAUCUUUUUUUUUGCUGGGUUGUGUUUCACCAGCAGUGAAAGCAGUGAUACAGAUGUGUAACGUGCUCCUGGGGGAGAGAGAGUCACUGCAGACAGCCAAGCCCCUCGCCUGUGCCUUUUUCUCUGCUGCUCAAGGUGUGACCAUCAUAGCACGAGUUAAAAAUCAGUAAUGGUCAGUCAUAAGCUAUAACCCAACCUUGCCUAGGGUCUGCUGGGGGUUUGGGGUGUAACUUUUCAGUCUAAGGGGACCAGGAGGGGAAAGCAGCGAGGACGGACAGACAGGCAGCUGGGCAAACACCUUGGGCUUCUCAUGGCACUCUCACUUCCACACUCAUUGGCACUAACACAGCUUAAAACUAGGAGCAGGUCUUUGUGUCUUUAAAACAAAUAAAACCCCCCUUCACUUAAUAAAAUGGAAGUGCUUAAAGUAGUUUAUUACAGUUUAGUUUCUACAACUGCCUCUGAUCUGUGCCCUCCUAAAUGCCAUUUCUUGGGAGGAAGGACAAAAAAAAGCACUGGAGCGUAGUGUGGCUAAUUGCCAAAUGCAGCUGAAAUUGUGGACGAGGCCAGUGCCUGUGCUGCAGCUGCCCUGCAGUUGUGCAGACACCUGGCCUGCAGGCUGAGCUUAGCUGGGGUUUCCUGGGGAGCCGCUCCAGAGGUCAAAGCACUGAAUAGUUACUCAGUGCUGAAUGUGACGGUGUGUGAAACCCGGAUUUUCUGGGACUCCCCUUCCGCGUGCUGGUCUGAGGGCGGGUACCCUGACCUGGCCUCUGCCCCCGUCUGGAGCAGUGUCCUCGUGGAGGUCGUUACUAAUACUAACAAAUUCCACUACUUCUUUCCUGUCACAGAUAGAUGACCCGAGGGAUUUGCAUUUCACUUCUUGAAAAAUAAAGUGCAAUUAAACCUGU
This is a messenger RNA of Grus americana (Whooping crane), 5577 nucleotides long. RefSeq names its product FKBP prolyl isomerase family member 15 (gene FKBP15). The record is from RefSeq and is a predicted model, not a curated record. Gene Ontology annotation, molecular function: peptidyl-prolyl cis-trans isomerase activity. The transcript has 29 exons. NCBI's taxonomy places the organism in Eukaryota, Metazoa, Chordata, Aves, Gruiformes, Gruidae. The coding region runs from base 68 to 3817 and encodes 1249 amino acids. Gene Ontology annotation, cellular component: growth cone.